Aspergillus fischeri NRRL 181 is the source of this 192-nucleotide messenger RNA. RefSeq lists its product as uncharacterized. The coding region runs from base 1 to 192 and encodes 63 amino acids. Lineage: Eukaryota; Fungi; Ascomycota; Eurotiomycetes; Eurotiales; Aspergillaceae. The transcript has 2 exons. The record is from RefSeq and is a predicted model, not a curated record.
AUGACUAAUAUCUUUGGAACUGCCCAUGCACAAUUCAGUAAUAUGCUCAUACUAUCUGCAACCUACAUGCAAAUAAUUUCAUUCCUGUUGCAGAGCCGAUAUAUCUCCCCUAGUCUUCAAGCUGAUGCACGGAUCCUCACCGAAAUCUAUGAGAAGAUUUUCGGCGACCCCGCCAUGGGCUUUUCUACCUAG